This is a messenger RNA of Hypoxylon trugodes, 1111 nucleotides long. Its product is annotated as 60S ribosomal protein L17. Gene Ontology annotation, cellular component: cytosolic large ribosomal subunit; ribosome. Gene Ontology annotation, molecular function: structural constituent of ribosome. Lineage: Eukaryota; Fungi; Ascomycota; Sordariomycetes; Xylariales; Hypoxylaceae. The transcript is spliced from 4 exons. The record is from RefSeq and is a predicted model, not a curated record. Gene Ontology annotation, biological process: cytoplasmic translation. Bases 161 to 724 code for a protein of 187 amino acids.
GUACGUACUGCCAUAGGGCCGUAAGCGAGGGCACAAUUCAAUUUCCACAAUUGCGAACCUUAGAGAACUUCCCCCCCCAAUCUUUGAACUUCGCGAAAAUCUUCAAUCGAACAAACGACAUCGAGUCCAUCUCCCACUUCAACAACACACAGCAGCAAAGAUGGUCCGAUACGCUGCCACCGAGAUCGACUCCGCGAAGUCGGCCCGCGCCCGCGGUGCCUACCUACGUGUCUCUUUCAAGAACACCCGAGAGACCGCCCAGGCUAUCAACGGCUGGAAGUUGACCCGCGCUGUCAAGUUCCUCGAGAACGUGAAGGAGAAGACUGAGGCUGUCCCCAUGCGACGAUAUGCUGGCAGCACUGGCCGAACAGCCCAAGGCAAGCAGUUCGGUGUCUCCAAGGCUCGAUGGCCCGUAAAGUCCGCCGAGUUCCUACUCGGUCUCCUCAAGAACGCCGAGUCCAACGCCGAUGCCAAGGGUCUCGACACCAGCAACUUGAUCGUCAAGCACAUCCAGGUCAACCAGGCCCCCAAGCAACGAAGACGAACCUACCGAGCUCACGGUCGUAUCAACCCCUACAUGUCUAACCCGUGCCACAUCGAGCUCAUCCUAACCGAGGGCGAGGAGGUUGUUCAGAAGUCGGAGGCUGUUGUCGGACGAGACCAGGCCCACCUUUCCUCCCGACAACGCGGUGCUAGAAUCCGCCAGGCCAUCACUGCCGCGUAAGCUUUUAGGGGACGGGGCAGAUUGAUAUGACGAUUAAUGGAGAAAGAAAGAAAGAAAGGGAGGGUUUUCGGGGUUUUAUAAGUUGCUUUUCACUCCAGGUGUCAAGGCGGUCGUAAAGCAUCCAUGGGUCUAGGUUUCUGGCAUGCAACUCCUUCGCGAAAUAUAAAAUUCACACAAUAUCUUCGUGGAUUCCCCCCAAAAAAUACUCAACCAAAAGUUUCUGAAUGAAUUCUCUAGGUCUUGUUUUUACCGUGAUAAUUAGUUAAUAUUCCUACGCAUUCAAGUAUCGAGUAUACAUAGGUGUUGCUUGAUUACUAUUUCUCGUGGAAUUAUCAACAAGCCCAUUUCAUCUCUUAUUACAAUAAUACAUAAUAGAAGUAUCUAAUG